Messenger RNA from Maudiozyma saulgeensis, 1185 nucleotides. The record is from the annotation of a GenBank genome assembly. NCBI's taxonomy places the organism in Eukaryota, Fungi, Ascomycota, Saccharomycetes, Saccharomycetales, Saccharomycetaceae.
AUGUCUAACCACGAAAUUGAUACUAUAUUGAGUACUUUACGUUUAGAGGCUAACCCUGAACUUUCUUCUUUGUUUGAAGAAUUCGAAUCAUGUUAUGAACAAAAAUUAUGGCAUCAAUUGACAUUAAGUUUGAAAAAAUUCUUUGAAGAUGAAAGAGCUAUACCCUUACGUUUAAGAGUAUAUGAUACAUUUGUUUCAAAAUUUAUUGAUAAAAUCAAUCAAUUAAAUGUUAUUGAAUUUUUAUUAUUAUCAUUGAAAAACAAUUCAAAUUAUGAUGAAUCUAUAAAUUACUUAAAUCAAUUAAAGGAUGUCUUUAAAAUUACAGAUGAAAAGAGAACAAGAAAUGAUGGUUUACCAAAUCAUAAUGAUGGUCGUUUAUUAAUUGAUAUUGAAAUUGCAAGAAUAUAUUUAUUUCAAGGUGAUUUAGUUAAAGCAAGAGAUUCUCUUGAUGAAUUUGAUAAAAUUUUAGAAUCUGUUGAUACUUUACCAUUAUUACUUGUUAAUACUUUUUAUUCGGUUAAUGCUUUAUAUUAUAAAUUAAAGAAAGAUUUCAAUAAUUUUUAUUAUACUUCUUUAUUAUUUUUAUCAACAAUGGAUAAAGAAUUUGAAAUGGAUUUAACUUCACAAGAAAAUAGAGAAUUAGCAUUUGAUUUAAGUAUUGCAGCUCUAUUAGGUGAUAAAAUUUAUAAUUUCGGUGAAUUAUUACAACAUCCAAUAAUGUCAAGUAUUUCAAAUAAUAAAGAGUUUGAUUGGUUAUUUAAUUUAUUAAAUGCUUUAACAAAUGGUGAUUUUGAAACUUUUGAUUCAAUAAUUAAUUUACAAAUUCCAAAGACUCCAAUAUUAGCUGCACAUGAAUCAUUCUUAAGACAAAAAAUUUGUCUCAUGACUUUAGUUGAAAGUGUUUUCUCAAGAAAUAUUAGAACUUUAUCAUUUGAUGAUAUUGCAAAAGCAACACAUUUACCAAAGGAUAAUGUCGAACAUCUUGUUAUGAGAUCUAUAAGUUUAGGUCUACUAAAGGGAUCUAUUGAUCAAGUUAACGAAAUUGUUAGUAUUACUUGGGUUCAACCAAGAAUUAUAAGUUUUAAUCAAAUUGAAAAAAUGAAUGAUAGAUUAUAUGAAUGGAAUGAUCAAGUAUCAAGAUUAGGUGAAAAAUUAGAAGAACGCGGAAGAUCUAUUUGGGUAUAA